Sclerotinia sclerotiorum 1980 UF-70 is the source of this 309-nucleotide messenger RNA. RefSeq lists its product with no specific name. NCBI's taxonomy places the organism in Eukaryota, Fungi, Ascomycota, Leotiomycetes, Helotiales, Sclerotiniaceae. The record is from RefSeq and is a predicted model, not a curated record. The coding region runs from base 1 to 309 and encodes 102 amino acids. The transcript has 5 exons.
AUGUCUCAAAAUUGGUGCAUUGAGAUGAUAUUAAGUAAUCUAUUCUUGUAUGGAUGUGAUGGUGGUAAGGAGGAGGCUGUGCUCACGGAUGUCAUGAUGCAUGGGCGUUGCAUGAUGAUUACGGAGGAAGCUGGAAGCUGUCAAGUUAUACUAGAGAGGGAAGAGAGAAAGGAAGAGAAGGAAGAUAAAAAAGAGAGAGAUUAUACGAGUACGUUUGAGCAACCAGUUCUCUCUCUCUCUCUCGCCCUCUCAACUGGUGAGAAUCGAAGAACUCGAGGGACUCUCAAUCAAUCGAUGAAGCUUGGUUAA